GUGUCUGCCUAUUUCUCCUUUGGCGACAUCAUAUACAGUAUACACACAUGAACAUGCAGUCAUUACUUGCCUAUUGCCAUUCGCACCCCCCAAUCACAGGCAUCUUGCUUUCUACCAACAAAGGAAUAUGAGAAAGAGAGGAACAUGGUCAACUUUCUUAACCUCUCACUAAAACAAAAGAUUAUGAGAUUAUAAUGAACACACAAUCCAUUUUAUAAAUGCAAUUUAUAAGGGCCUAUAUUUUUCUAACAUUUAUCAUCUGUGGUUUCCGAGGCCUGUUGAUGUUGUUCAGUUUAUCAGCGCUUCCUUGCUUUCUUUACUAAAUUGUUAAGUUUGCCACACCUGAAUUACUUUCGCUUAUGCACUUUGUAAUGGUUGCCUGUAUUUGACAAUGUUUUCUGACAAUUAAUAACAUACACAUCCUCUUUCGAUCUUCAAAAUGUAUGCAUUAACACUCCACGUUCAUGCCUUGACACAAGGAAGGCCUACAGUGGGAUGUAACAAGGGGCUUUAGCGACACAGAAGCUGUGUACUGGGGUAGUACAGUCCCAUCAUAUUGUGUUGACUUGCAGGAUGAUUUGUAAAGUGGGUCUUUUACGCCUCCUUGGAGAUGUUAUCUGAGUCCAGGCUGUAUGAUCUGUCUCUUUCCUCCUACCUCUGCAUCAAUCAUAAAACAGCAGCAAUAUUAAGGGAACACUUGUGAGAGCUUUGGAGUGUGGAACAGGGUUGACGAUUGUGUCGAUCCAACUCUGCAGUCGCCCCACAACUCAAAUCUCCCCCGCACACUACAUUUUCUGACUGAGGGUCUGUUUGUCUCCGAUCCCAAGUCUCAAGUAGUGUUUUUCUUUACUUUCUAGUUAUGUGUCAAGAUGGAAAUGUGGGUCACUUGGAUCACAUAUCAUGUCAUAAAUGCAGAGAUGGUGCUUUCUUCUUCUGUUUUUUUUCAUAUUAAAUACAACGAUUUAUACUUGAACGAUCUAUACAGUACAUUCGAGAUAAAAUAUUGUGCUGGUGUCUGAAAAGAUUAUGAUGAGCGUUUAUUGUUAUUCCACAGUCUACAACAAACUCAUCCAAGCCUGCCUUUAUGAACCUUGUCAUGUUGGAAAAGAGAAUGACCUUGCCCAAACAGUUUCCAUAAAUUUGUCCAUAGUGUCUAGCACAAUCUCUGAUUAAUUAGCUAAUUAAUAAAGAGAUAUGGCCUAAUAUUUCAACUUGAAUUUAUAAAAAAAGUCACCCGCUUUCUACCUGUUUACAAGUAUAUUAAACUCUCAGAGCUGGAAUUUGAUCUAGUUCAUGACUUACUUACUUGGCCGUAGUAAAAACAUUAGUGUGUGUACGUGUGUGUGUGCGUGUGUGUGUGUGUGUGUGUGUGUGUGUGUGUGUGCGGGGGGUUUGACUGAAGGUGGUAGGAAGCUGAUGUUUUUUCAGCCAAGCUGCAAGGUAAAUGGGCGGUGUUAACGGGACCUCUAGGGGAAGAAAAAUGUUUUCCAAGGAGCUUUUAAACAUUUUGGAGUGGCAAUGAACUCUAAUGAAUGUGUGGCUGAGGCUCUCAAAUUUGAGAUAUCAGAGCACGGUACAGUUUUUUCUUUUAUGACUGCAAGAUGCUUUGGUGACAUCACACUGGAGACUGGAUUGUUUGGCCUUUAAACAAAUAACAAUGGCUACAACAGCUCUGACUGGAUUCUCCAUAAUGAGUCUUCUCAGCCUCGGAUACCUGACCUGGGAUUUUAAUGGUCCCAAUCAGGUGGAAAAUGAGCCAGGUCAGACUUUUGGCGGGGGAUCUCUUGGUCCAAAGCCUCCUCACAUAAUCUUCAUUAUGACAGAUGAUCAGGGAUUCAACGACAUAGGCUAUCACAGCUCAGAUAUAAAGACGCCGGUGCUGGAUAAGAUGGCUGCUGAUGGGGUGAAGCUGGAGAAUUAUUACAUCCAGCCCAUCUGCACUCCAUCCCGAAGCCAACUCAUCACUGGGAGGUACCAGAUUCACACAGGCCUUCAGCACUCAAUCAUCCGACCCCGCCAGCCCAACUGUCUACCCUUCCACCAUGUUACCCUGCCUCAGAGGCUGCAGGAGCUUGGCUACUCCACCCACAUGGUGGGCAAGUGGCACUUGGGCUUUUACAAGAAAGAGUGCCUGCCAACACGACGUGGCUUUGACACAUAUUUUGGCUCCUUGACCGGUAGUGUCAAUUACUACACCUACAAGUCCUGUGAUGGUCCGAGGCAAUGUGGUUUUGACCUCCACGAAGAUGAGACAGUAGCCUGGGGUCAGAAAGGAAAAUACUCCACCCAUUUGUACACACAGAGGGUCCGCAAAAUCCUGGCAAGCCAUGAUUCCCACUCUCAGCCACUCUUUAUCUACCUUUCCUUUCAAGCUGUUCACACACCAUUACAGUCCCCGCGGGAGUACAUCUAUCCGUACCGAGGGCUUGGCAAUGUGGCCCGCAGGAAGUACGCUGCCAUGGUCUCUGUGGUGGAUGAGGCGGUUCGGAAUAUAACAUAUGCCCUCCGUAAGUAUGGCUACUAUCAAAACAGCGUCAUCAUCUUUUCUACGGACAAUGGCGGACAACCAAUGUCUGGCGGAAAUAAUUGGCCACUCCGCGGGCGUAAAGGCACCUACUGGGAAGGUGGAGUCCGAGGCUUGGGAUUUGUCCACAGUCCUCUGGUGAGGAAGAAGAGGAGGGUGAGUAAAGCCCUGGUGCACAUCACUGACUGGUACCCCACACUGGUACGCUUGGCAGGUGGCAAUGAGUCUCUUACUAAGGGGGUGGAUGGAUAUGAUGUUUGGGAAGCCAUCAGUGAGGGGAAGGAGUCUCCCAGAUUAGAGAUCCUGCACAACAUUGACCCUCUCUAUAACCGCGCUCGCAGUGGCUCCCUGCAGAAGGGAUAUGGGAUUUGGAAUACAGCUGUGCAGGCCUCCAUCCGAGCUGGGGACUGGAAAUUGCUCACAGGAGAUCCUGGUUACGGAGACUGGACCCCACCCCAGAUGCUUCCGAGCUUCCCUGGCAGCUGGUGGAACCUCGAGAGGCACACUGAAACCAGGAAAUCGAUAUGGCUUUUCAACAUCUCUGGAGACCCCUAUGAACGUUUUGACCUCUCUGAGCAGAGACCAGAUGUUGUCAAAGAGUUGAUGGCAAGACUGGUGUACUACAACCGCACCGCCGUCCCAGUACGAUACCCAUCAGAAGACCAUCGGGCUGACCCUAGCCUCAAUGGUGGUGCCUGGGUUCCCUGGCUGGGAGACGAAGAAGAGGACAACUGGGGCUCCUUUUAUCCAAAGAAGAAUACAGACUGGAAGAAGAAGCUUCAACUGUCUCAUAGCAGGUCAUUUUUCAGGAGACUCAACACGAGAAUCAUGUCGAAUAGGAUAUGAAUAGAAGGCAUAAAUGAAUUUCACAGGUACGAUGUUUACCCACUAUUCGCAGGGGAUAUGGACCGAGCUCUGCCGUGAAAAGCAACAACGAGUAAUUGACACGCCCCUAAAAAGGUUUUUAAAUGAUUACAGAUGCCACAAAAUGGCAGCAAAGCACUACUUCUGUGUAAAUGUCACUCCUCAACUCACUUCAACAUAGUUUCUUGGCACCAAGAUGCCACAAGAUAGUGACAGAGAAUUGUUUGUCUCAAUGAAGCUCCUCAACUCACUUCAAUAUAGUUUCUUCUCAGCAAGAUGGCCCUAAAGUGCCACCACUGUGUUUAGAAAGAUAUUGUUUUGUCUUAUUGGAAGAUAGAUGCAAGUAUGUGAUUCAGGCUUCUUUUUUUGGAUUAAAAUGUUGGUUUAUCUGUUUACCGGACGUUUGGUGCAUUCAACACUAUUUCAUAAUUCUGAAGAAUGGAAACAGUAUUGCCUAGAACCUUGUGUUCAAACACAAUACAGAAUUCUCACCUGUUGCCCAGAGCCAGGCCCGUUUCCUUGUUGAGAUGAUACCAUUCAAUCAAUAUAUUAUAAUGUAUUAUUUUCUGUGUUAAUGUUUUCAUUGUAUAUUUUAUUUAAAGCCUUGUGUGUUUUGGCUAUAGACUCUGUUUUGUACUGCAGCUCUUUCACUGUACGGGAAGACCCUGCUACCUCAGCAAUGAUGUACGUUUUCCUAUCACGUAAAAUGUGAAUCUAUCGAUCUAUGAAGGGAAUCGUGACGGACAUCAGCACAGCCUCCGCUAAAUUACUUUGCAAUAGCUAAUUCCAAAUAUAUUUUCAUAUUCCUGUUGCAAAAAGGCUCCUGUUGUUUCUCAAUUUAUUAAUGUAUUGUAUAUGUGUCGUAUAUAUGUUGUAUAUGUUCAAUAUUGUGACAAAUACAAAGAAAGAUCAUUUUAAAAGAGUGAAACCAUCCAAUAUCUUUUUAAAGAUCUCUUAAAAUUAACAUUACAAGUUAAUCCAAUUUAAAACAUUUGUUUACAUUUAAGAUUACGUGUCAAAAUAAUGAU
This is a messenger RNA of Phyllopteryx taeniolatus (common seadragon), 4416 nucleotides long. RefSeq names its product arylsulfatase family, member Ia (gene arsia). The transcript is spliced from 2 exons. NCBI's taxonomy places the organism in Eukaryota, Metazoa, Chordata, Actinopteri, Syngnathiformes, Syngnathidae. The coding region runs from base 1658 to 3370 and encodes 570 amino acids. The record is from RefSeq and is a predicted model, not a curated record.